Molecule: messenger RNA, 5284 nt
Organism: Oncorhynchus nerka (sockeye salmon)
Lineage: Eukaryota; Metazoa; Chordata; Actinopteri; Salmoniformes; Salmonidae
Product: TBC1 domain family member 8-like
Exons: 21
Coding region: 271-3936 (1221 amino acids)
Molecular function (GO): calcium ion binding; nucleic acid binding
Source: RefSeq, a predicted model, not a curated record
UGGGAAGGAAAGGUUGGGUUAAAUGCGGAAAUAAGACGCUCGCUGUGUAGGCUACAGUUGCAACCGGUGUGAGAGAAAAUAUGAGCACAAGACGCCUGCUAUCUCGGACAGCGCUUGAGAUCAGUCAUGGAUGAUUCUGAAAUCACCUAAUUUUCUACGACGCGUGGAACUGCUGAAGAAGUGUGCAUUCUAUCAAUAGCACAACAAAAACUACAAUCGGCUUUGUUUUGUUUUCGUCCAUUCUCUUUGUAAAUCUCUUGUUUUGAAAGCAUGUGGUUGAAUCCGGAGGAAGUUUUGCUGAAAAAUGCAUUGAAGCUUUGGGUUACCGAAAAAUCUAACGAAUUCUUCCUUUUGCAGCGCAGAAGAGGGCAUGGGGACACAGGGGGAAAAUUUACAGGUCUUCUGGUGGGAGCUCUGGACUCAGUGCUGGACUCCAAUGCCCGGGUCACACCGUUCCGUAUCCUACUACAGAUGCCUGGGUCACAGGUCAGCUGGACAAUAGCUUGUGGUGCUGCUGUCGGAGAGAUGAACAGGCAUUGGGACUGGCUGGUCCAGAACCUACUCCACUCUCUCUCAGUGUUUGAGAACAAGGAGGAUGUUGCCAGCUUCGUAAAAGGGAAAGUCAAGGGUCUGAUAGCGGAGGAGGUAAGGGGGAGGCAGGCGGCUCAGGAGGAGGAGCCUGAGAAGUUCCGGGAGGCGCUGCUGAAGUUUGAGCUAUGUUUCGGCCUGCCCUCCUCAGAGAAGCUGGUCACCACCUACUCCUGCUGCUGCUGGAAGGGGCGGGUCCCCCGGCAGGGCUGGCUCUACCUCAGCAUCAACCACAUGGCCUUCUACUCCUUCCUGUUGGGAAAGGAAGUGAAGUUUGUGAUCCCGUGGGCGGAGGUGACGAGGCUGGAGCGGGUCUCUACGGGUCUCAUGACGGACAUGGUGCGUGUGAUGACGCGGCGGUGCCAGUUGGACUUCUCCAUGUUCCUGAGCCUGGAUGAGGCGUUUGGGGUCAUUGGUCAGCUGGCAGACAUCGCCCUGCGACGCCUGCUGGACAGUGAAGGCCUGGAGCUGGACCGAGUCCUCCAGCAGUCCUCCAACAUCACCAAGAGGAAAAUGACCCAACACACCUCCAGGUUGUGUAAGGGCUAUUUGACCAAGAAGGAGAGUGAUGGAGUGCUGCAUCAGAUGACCUGGCCUCCACAAUCCCCCAACCUCAACCAAAUUGAGAUGGUUUGGGAUGAGUCUGACCACAGAGUGAUGGAAAAGCAGCCAGCAUAUGUGGGAACUUCUUCAAGACUGUUGGAAAAGGAUUCCAGGGUUCUGGAGGAGCAGGCGUUAAGGACGUAUGUCCUGGCUCUAUUUCGGCUACCACGGGGCGAACGUCUUCAGGAGGUGGCGCUGUGUUCAGUGUGGACGCCCCAUGCCCGCUGUCACACGACAGGAACACUCUUCACCACCGACAGCUACCUAUGCUUCGCCAGCCGAGAGGAGGGCCACUGCAGCCUGCUUAUCCCUCUCUCAGAGGUGAUCUCCAUAGAGAAGGCGGAGAGCACCAGCCUGCUGCCAAACCCAGUGAUCGUCAGCGUGAGGAGUAAGAAAGCCUUCCAGCUGAUCGAGCUGCAGGACAGAGACAGCCUGGUGGACGGCCUGACAUCACGCCUCAGAGCCCUCCAGUGGAAACACUCCAUGUUCCGCAGCAAGAAAUCUCUGACCUCCUCGUCUCCCUACUACACCUUCUGCUAUGACACCAUGUACUGUGACGGGGAGGAUAUCGAGGAGAGAGCACUACGUCAAACAGUGAACACAGAGGCUCUGAUGGCAUGCUACCAUCACUCUCAACCUGACCCCAACAACAGCACGGCUACCAUGGAGCAGGUGAAAGAGCGUCUAUGGGAGGACCACUUCCCGGAGUACGGUCGAGGCGUCCACAUGUUCCGCACAGAGAAGAUCCAGAAGCUGGUUGCCAUGGGGAUACCAGAGUCGCUACGGGGAGAGCUAUGGAUGACCUUCUCUGAUGCUUCAUCAGAGUUGGCAUCCCACCCAGGCUACUACUCGGGGCUGGUGACAGAGUCUAUGGGACAAAGCAGUCUGGCCACGGAGGAGAUCGAGAGAGACCUGCACCGCUCUCUGCCAGACCACCCCGCCUUCCAGAACGUCAAAGGCAUUGCCGCGUUGCGCCGUGUCCUCACCGCAUAUGCCCACCGCAACCCCAAGAUUGGCUACUGCCAGUCGAUGAAUAUCCUGGCAUCUGUGCUGCUGCUGUACACUAAAGAGGAGGAGGCCUUCUCACUGCUAGUGGCUGUGUGUGAGAGAAUGCUACCUGACUACUUCAACCGCAGAGUCAUAGGUGCUCAGGUGGACCAGUCAGUGUUUGAAGAGCUGAUCCGGGAUCGUCUUCCCGAGCUGGCCGAGCACAUUCCCGACCUCUCCCCCCUCUCUUCCAUCUCCCUGUCCUGGUUUCUCACCCUCUUCCUCAGCGUGCUUCCCUUCCGCAGCGCUGUCUGUGUGGUAGACUGCUUCUUCUUUCACGGCAUCAAAGCCAUCUUCCAGCUGGGGCUAGCUGUGCUGGAUGCUAACGCUACGGCACUGUGUGCGAGUGCAGAUGACAGCCAGGCACUCAUGAUCCUCACUGGUUUUCUGGACCAGGUGAAGUACGAUGAGGAUCCAUCUCCCCCUACCCCUCACCCUCUCUCGUCUCAGAGUGGGGAGGAGGAGGGCAGACCGCCUGUUAAACAACACACCCUGAUCACUGACCUCAUCGCUGACUCCUAUGAGAAAUUUGGAGACCUGACGGUGAGACAAAUAGAGAAGUUGCGAUGCAGACACCGGAUCCAGGUUCUCCAAGCACACGAGGACACCACCAAGGAGAAUGCGCUCAGGGUGGUGACCCCAGAUGUCUCUCUCUCCCCUGAAAACCUGGCUGAUGUCUACGACCUCUUCAAGACAGAGCACUUCAUCAACCUGUACUGGGGCGAUGGGGGCACCACAUUGGCCCUCCAGCACCAUGACCCAGGCCGGCCCUAUGUAGAGCAGUACAGAGUGGACCGGGUCCAGUUUAAGAGCCUGUACAUGCUGCUGGUUCCCUGGCUUUGUGGCUUUCAUACUGACACCGUGGCCCACCGGACCUUCACACUACUGGACCAGGACAGAGACUCACUCAUCACCUUCAGAGAGUUCGCUGGGUGGCUGGAUACGCUAUACUUUGAGGAACUGAAUGAAAAGGUCAGACUACUGUAUCGUUUGCACAUACCUCCAGCUCUGACUGAGAGUGAGGAUGACCCAUCUCCACUGAAGAGCCCUCAGCUGUCCACUACCAGACCACUCCAUGUAGAGCUGCCCAAUGCUCCUGAUGUGUGUGUUCAUGUUGAAGGGGAGAUGAGAGACUUUCAGGAACAGUUGAAACAGAUGUUGAAAGACCUGGCUAAAGAGAAGGAGAAGGAUGUGGAGCAACCUGUACCUCCAAUGAACCAGAGGGAGUUCAUCCAGUUCUGUAAGACCCUCUACAGCAUGUUCCAUGGCAACCCAGACGAGAAUGAGCUCUUUCAGGCCAUCGCUACAGUGACCAGCCUGGUGCUGCAGAUCGGCGAGGUCGGGCACCGCAGCCGCUGCACAGGGUCAGAGGUCAGCAGCGAGGGUGGGGCCGGGGACGAGAUAGAGGACGAUCACAGGGAGGGGAGUCAAGAAGACCAUCCCGUCUUCAGCACCGAAGAAGAAGAAGAAGAAGAAGAAGGAGAGAGAAAGGAGGGGACCAGCAAGAGUUCAGGGUCUGAGAGUCAGAGCGAGUGGGCGGUCAGCUACGCUCAGAUCCUGGCUUCUCUCCUCACAGAACAGCAGCUAGUCAACUUCUUUGAGAAACCGAUGGACCUGUCAGCAAAGGUGGCUGAGGCAAAAGUGAAACAGUACCAUGAAAGGGCUGGUCUGCUUAUGCUCCAGCAAGGGACCAGCUGAUUUCAACAUGACCAACAGAACCUUGAUGUGAGAACCACAAUGUGACCCAAUACUAGGCUUCCAAUCUAGUUUCUUAUCUAGCUGUCCAGGCACCUUUGUCCCCAAUAAGUGUUGUCUGUGUCCUCCGUCUUAAAAGGAUGAGUGGGUACCAAGAGUCCGUAUGUGCCUAUAUUGAGUCGUUGGUCGAGCACAAAGGAGAAGUAAUGUAGAUGUGUAGGUCUUCCUCUCCUGAUGUAGCCGUGAAGAAAGGUGUCCUUGUCUUUUGGGAUCAACAACUGUCUGAAAGCAGGUUAACCAAAACCAAGACAUGCAUGAUAAUCAAGAGACUAUAUGAUGCAUCAGUCAUAAUCAUAUAUACUACUGUGAGAACGUCACACACCAUGCACUACACAUAGCACCAUGAAAAGGGUUAUUUUUCGUUGCUCAGUAUUUAUACACACGUUUUCAUUCUGCUUCAUCCGGUCUAUGAAAUGGGAACAAACUCAAAUGUGCCCAGUUUUAGUGACAUUUUCCUUGACUUAACAUUGGCUGCCUGGUUGGUGAUACACUUGUUUGCCAUAUUGUUCAAUCAAGUAGAGCAGACAAGUGUUCUUUUCUGCCCAAAUAUGUUAUGCGUGUACGCCUGCAGUGUAUCAUUUUGGCAAGCUUUUUCAUUUUCCUUUUUUUAUAUGUAGCCCAAGGAGUCAAGAACUAUUAACUGCCAAAUGUUUGUCAUACAAUAAUGGACAUUGGAAUCUUGCUUUUAUGUGCGACACAUUAAAAAUGUGCACCUAUAUAUUUUGUCAAAUCACAUUCGUCACGGUUUACAGCAAGUAUAAAAGGUGCAGUGAAAUACUUGUGCUAGCUCCUCAACAAUGCAGUACAUUAAUCAAUAGUGUUUAUCCUGUAUUGAUUGAAUGAUUUUGUUCUUUAAGAAGUCUUAUUUUAGGUUUUCCAAAACUGUUUGAGCCUUAUUAUUCUACCAAGCAUAUUUCUUCAUUCAAGCCUUAAGUCUAAGUGACCAGUAUUAUGUUAUAGACUAAAGUCCUACACACUUUCUUAAGAUCAGUUGAUACUUAACAAACGGAACUGCUGUGCCUCAGAUUUAGUUGAAUAAGUCUUCUAUAUAGAGAACUUGAUUUUUCCAUUUCAAAUCAGUGGUGGUGUUAAAUUGAGGUUUUGGUUAUUCCAGAACCAGUCUGAUGCCUUCUAAUUGCCUACAGAUGCACCUUGAUGUUAUUCGUAGUGCACACUCACAACUUCACUUGAUGUGCAUUAUCACAAAUCAGGCCAUUUAUCACUUCUUUAACGUGUCUGCUGCAAAAUAUCAGACAUGGUUUGUUUGUAAAUCAUUAAAAACAAUGUUGCA